AUGAUUCUGGCCGGAUCAGACCAUUUCUUGGCGGUUCCGGCGGAAGCGACUGCCUUUCUGGGUGCCAUUGCCGGUUCCGUUGCUCUGUUGCUGGUAAUCUUCCUAUACUUGUCGCGCAAGUGGUGCUUCACUCCGCCUUCCUCGUCGGCGCUUUUCGGCGGUGUCUGCGUGCCCCUCUGCGAGUCCAACAAUAAUCCCACGACCCAGAUAUCGAAGAGCCUAGGAAACGCCUUCUCGUACUCAGAUCCAGAAACGAGUUCUGAUUCCGAGGAAGACGCUCUUCGAAGGUUGAAAUCGCGUCCUCAUCCACCUCCUGAUACCCUCACUAUCCAGGCUGAAGAUGGACCGACUGUUGUGGAUGCAGGUACCACAUCGAGCAGCUGCACCGAGGAACAUUCCCCGGAUCAGCAGCAGUGCAUAGUGGAAGUGGGCACCUCGGGUAUUCUUCUGGAUAACAGAGGUGAAGCCGAAGGUGAAGAAGAGCAGAAUGCUGUUACGGUGAACGACGGUAUCACGUCGAUGGGAGUGCCGGCCGAUGAAAUCGGCACCCUCGAAGUAGCUUUCUUAUACGACGCGCCGAUGCGGGAAAUGACGGUGCACGUCCUCCAGGGUCGCAAUUACCCCCCAGGGAUAAACGGCAGUCAAGUUCGCCUCGUCCUGCUGCCCUCGAAGAAGCAAAGGCGCAAAACCCGGGUGCGACAAGGCAGCACGCCGCAGUAUAUGGAGAGCUUUCUCCUACCUCGAGUCAACCCUGAAGACGUGAAUGCGAUGGGAGUCAGACUCAGAGUGUACCUAUGGGGUGGAAGGAUGCGCCGAGAGAGACUGCUCGGAGAAGCCAGGGUUUCGUUUGACCAAAUCGACCUGCAGUUGGAAACGACGCUUUGGGUACCUCUGCAGCCUCCACCUGCACAGGAUUGGGGAAUGAGUGGAAGCUUAACGCGUAGCGACUCCACCGGGUCCCAGCAAUCCGUGCAAUCAUACGCAUCGCGAACUCUACCAGCCUAUGGGAACAGCAUGAAAGGCGGAAGCGUAGCCGAGAUCCUGAUAGGGCUCGCAUACAACGGCACCACGGGUCGCCUGUCCGUCGAAAUCAUCAAGGGUUCGCAUUUUCGAGGAGGUGGUGGAAGCGACACAAAGCCUCCAGACACUUACGUCAAGUUGGCGUUGGUGAACAGCAACGGCCAUGAGAUGGGGCGCUCGAAAACUGGGCUGAAACGCUCCCAGCCGAAUCCGCUUUAUAAAGAGACAUUCAUCUUCCAGGUUGCCUUGUUCCAACUGGGGGACGUAACGCUGUUCAUAUCCGUGUACAACCGCCGAAGAGGCGGCAUGGGCAGGAAGAGCAGAGAGAUGAUAGGGUGGCUGUGUCUAGGACUUAACAGCUCAGGGACCGACGAGCUGCAGCAUUGGAACGAUAUGCGAGCUGCAAGGCAGCCCACGCAGGUGCAACGCUGGCACUCCUUGCUGCGUCCCUGA
Messenger RNA from Orussus abietinus, 1473 nucleotides. RefSeq names its product synaptotagmin-14 (gene Syt14). NCBI's taxonomy places the organism in Eukaryota, Metazoa, Arthropoda, Insecta, Hymenoptera, Orussidae. The record is from RefSeq and is a predicted model, not a curated record. The transcript is spliced from 8 exons. The coding region runs from base 1 to 1473 and encodes 490 amino acids.